Molecule: messenger RNA, 825 nt
Organism: Oppiella nova
Lineage: Eukaryota; Metazoa; Arthropoda; Arachnida; Sarcoptiformes; Oppiidae
Source: the annotation of a GenBank genome assembly
UUUUGAUCGACACUUCCUUUUCUCGUUUCGCUGUCAUUAUUAUCGACACGUUUUUCACACAAACGAUACAAAAUGUCGUUAGUGAUUCCCGAGAAGUUUAACCACAUCUUGCGUGUCAUGAACACCAACAUCGAUGGCAAACGCAAAGUGAUGUUUGCGUUGACCGCCAUUAAGGGAAUCGGUCGCAGGUUUUCCAACAUUGUCUGCAAGAAGGCUGACGUCGACCUCAAUAAGAGGGCCGGAGAGCUGUCCGAAGAGGAGGUACUGUCGCUCACUAUCUCUGUUUGCUGUCUAUCGGUGGAGAAGUUGGUGACGAUUAUCACGAAUCCACGACAGUAUAAGAUCCCCGACUGGUUCCUCAACAGGCAAAAGGACAUUAAGGACGGAAAGUACUCUCAGAUCACUUCCAAUAGUCUCGAAAGCAAAUUACGUGAAGAUCUCGAGCGCCUCAAGAAGAUCCGCGCCCACAGAGGGCUCCGACACUACUGGGGGUCAGUACNAUCCCCGACUGGUUCCUCAACAGGCAAAAGGACAUUAAGGACGGAAAGUACUCUCAGAUCACUUCCAAUAGUCUCGAAAGCAAAUUACGUGAAGAUCUCGAGCGCCUCAAGAAGAUCCGCGCCCACAGAGGGCUCCGACACUACUGGGGGUCAGUACUCGGCACGAGAUUUUCUCCGAGUGAGAGGACAGCACACGAAGACCACUGGCCGUAGGGGUCGUACUGUCGGUGUAUCUAAGAAGAAGGGUUAACACCACGCGAUUUGGUUCGCUGUUUAUGAUUGAGUUUUUCUAAACUUACAAUAAAUGAUAUGAUAUUCAAUUGAA